UUGCAUCAACUCGGUACCGACGUGCUGUUUCUCACUGAUAGUGCCAGUAAAGAACCGACUGACUGUGUUGUUGAUCUUCUGUCUGUUAAAGUCAGUUUUUGCUUCUUGUCUUGGUCCCAGCAGCUCCAGGCCCAGAAGCUCCGUCUGGCCCGGAGUCAGGGCCCGUACUACGGCGGCUCGCUACCCAACGUCAACCAGAUCGGCAGGAACCCUCAAGACUUCCAGGGCUCCUUUCCGUCCACUCUGGAGUCCAACCGCUCCACUCGACACCACGGCCUGGUGGAGCGCGUCCAGAGGGACCGCCGCUUCAUCUCCCCGGUCCGACCGUACCGCAACCGACAAGUGGACAGCUCGCCGUAUAACUCCGCCUACCUGUCCCCGCCCCCCGACCCCAGCUGGAGAAGGAACUGGUCCGGAAACUUCCCCGGAGACAAAAGCCAGUUGUUCCGUCUCCCCACCACCGCUCUCAACAGGACCAACUCUGACUCGGCCCUCCACACCAGCGUGAUGAAUCCUCCCACAGGAGACCCGUUCACCACGGGAGGACCCACCCUCACCCCGCAGGGCAGCAGACGCACCGGUCAGAGUGAUGGAGAGGGCAGAAGAAUGUUCCCGUACCCGGUUCCUCCCAUCGAGGAGAACGUGUUGGACGAAGGCAAGCUGCUCAAACCCUGGGACACCAAGAAGUUGCCUCUGUUGUCGUCCCGGCCGAAGUCCUGCGAAGUCCCCGGCAUCAAUAUCUUCACGUCCCCGGAGCAGCCGUCCACGCCGGCUCACGGCGUCCCGUCGGCGCUCAACACCGGCGGCUCGCUGCCCGACCUGUCCAGCCUGCACUUCCCCUCGCCGCUGCCCACGCCGCUGGACCAGGACGAGCCGGGCUACCUGGGGUCGUCCUCCCUCAGCGGGGGCAGCAGCACCGGCAACCUGGCCUCCACCCUCACCCAGCUGGGCAUCAACGCCGCCAACGCACAGGGAGGCAACGGCAACUUCCACAGCCACACGCCAGGACUCCUGGCGUCCCUACAGAGCACGCUCAGUAACCCCUCCCUGCAGUCAUCGCUAAGCAACCCCAACAUCCAGUCGUCGCUCAGCAGCCACUCCUUCUCCAACUCCCUGAGCUCCGCCUCCCUGCACUCGUCGCUCAGCAACCCGUCGCUGCAGUCCUCCCUCAGCUCCUCCCCCUCCCUCAGCAGCCAAUCGCUGCACUCCUCCCUCAGUAACUCCUCCCUCCAGUCGGUGUCCAGUGGUAACCCCGGCUACAGCGCCGGCUCCUGCACCUCCUCCUACUCGCCGCUGCUGGCCGGGCAGGGCCAGACGGCGCUCAGCACGUCGCCGCGGCGACGGGCGCAGCUCUCCCCGCUCAUCCUGCCCAUGGGGGGCGAGUCCCGGAGGCACCACUCCAAACAGUUCUCCCCCACCAUCUCCCCCACCCUCUCCUCCAUCACACAGGGCGUCCCUCUGGACACCAGUAAGCUGCCCCUGGACCAGAGACUCCCCCCGUACCCCCUCAGCCAGUCCCACCAGCACCAGCCCGGCUCCCACCAGCCCCACCCCGGCCUGCAGGGCUCCCAGCCCGGCCAGCAGCCCCCCCAGAUGAGCCAGCAGCACCUCCACCAGCAGCUGCACCGCCUCCAGCAGCAGCAGCAGCAGCAGCAGCAGCAACAGCAGCAGCAGCAGCAACAACAGCAGCAGCAGCAGCAGCAGCAGCUCCACCUGCAGAACCUCCGCAACUCACACAACCAGCACAUGCAGCAGCACUUUGCAUUGAGGCCCAUGGGGCAGCCGGUGACCUCCUCCCAGCUGAUAAAGAACGAGCGUGUGAUGGAUCAGUGUGUGAGCUCGUCUCAGUGUCAGCAGGUGAAGCAGGAGGAGGAGCAGCAGGAGGAGCAGAACCGAGCUGGACUCCCUCAGCUGCAGCAGAUCAGCCACAGCCUGGACCUCUACAACGAUGCCUUGUUCAGCUCCCUGCUGGACGACCCGUACCUGAGCCUGCAGCUGACGGGGAAAUCCAACCAGCAGUUCUCUGCGGAGCACCAGGCCGACUGUCUGUCCCUGAACCACGGCGGUCUGAGCUGCAGCACCACCGACAAGAACCAGUUCCCCUCCAACACCCGGGGCCACCUGGACCUGCAGGACCCCGGGGACCAGCAGCUCCUCAACAACCAGAACCAGAACUACGGCGGCGGGGACGGACGCCACAACGUGCCCAACAUCAUCCUCACCGGCGACUCCCCCCCCGGCCUGUCUAAAGAGAUCGCCAGCGCCCUGUCCCACGUCCCCGGCUUCGAGAUGGACCCCUUCUCCCUGGACGACCCGCUGCGGAUGGACCCGCUGGCUCUGGACAUGCUGGACGGGGACCUGAUGCUGGCCGACCCGGCCGUGGAGGACUCCUUCCGAUCGGACCGGCUGAAGUGACCCCCCCCCCCCCCCCCCCCCGCAUGCCCUCCGCGCUCCGGGAGCCGGUUGGAACCGGCGCCGAGGACACGGCCAGCCGGAGAGAGGGCCGGGGUCGGCGCCGCGUGGCCGCCCGCCGCGCCCCCCAGCAGGACGGUCUGCAGCGCGAGGUUUGGACUCAACCUCCCGGAGAGUCUGGACGCCUCGGUGAGAGGAGAUUAGUGUCCGAACUGAAGCGGGGGAGUUCUCCGUCCAACGCACUUCACUGAAAAACGCUCUCGCUUCAACACGCUCGUCCAGAAGACGCUUCUCUCUCUCUCUCUCUCUCUCUCUCUCUCUCUCUCUCUCUCUCUCUCUCUCUCUCUCUCUCUCUCUGUCGGCAUUAGCUUGUUCCAGUCUUAUCUGCAUGUCCAUGAAAAUGCACUUGCGUCAAUGCAAACACGCAGGAAACAAGGCGCUCGGCUUUAUGUAAAGAAACCGUCUGUAAAAACCAGCAACGCUUCGGAGGAAAAGAGUUAUUAUGCACCCCCCCCCCUCACGCCCCUCGCCCUCCCCCUCGACCCCGUUAGUUCAGGAUUAACCUCCUUUUCUGCUUCUUCAGCCACGUUGACAGGAACUCAGCCAUGACUUAGAGCUCUCUAUAUUUGUAAAAGUUCUCCUCCGACCAAACUGAUCAAAGCUGAACGUAUCUGAGAGGUUCAGGACCUGCUGCUGCUUUAGGUGAUCUGUGAUCACGUCAGGACGCAAUCAAUCAAUCAAUCAAUCAAUCAAUCAAAUCAAAAUUACUUUAUUCCUCUGGCAGCUGAGAAGUUGUUGAGCUGUCAAUCAUCUGCAGACAGACGAUUGAAACGUCCAGAUUUAUUUGAUCAACAAGUCAAAGAAACUGUGAUGAGUCGAUUCAUGUCUGAUGCUUUUUUUUUUUAUUAUCAGUUUUGGUGAUUUGGGUGAUAAAAACGUGCAGAAAUGAUCGAAAACAAACUAAAUUUGACCUCCAAGAUGUUUUUAAAGACAUCGUGAGAUGAUAUUCAAUAUUUAAGAGGUUUAUUGUCUCUUGUACAAUCAUGAAAUCAUUUUACUGGCAUCAGAACCCAGUCAAUAUAGAGAGACCUUGAUUAAUAAAUGAUAAAAUAAUAUGACAACAAUAUAUGGGAAGUAAUAAAUACCCUUUAAAUAAAAAUAAUUAAUAAUAAAUAUAAGAGACUUAUAAAAAAUAAUUUAAUUAAAUUGAAAAUUGUAUUUUUUAAAAAUCUGUAAAAAGAAAAACUGUAAAUGGUAAAUAAA
Molecule: messenger RNA, 3675 nt
Organism: Centropristis striata (black sea bass)
Lineage: Eukaryota; Metazoa; Chordata; Actinopteri; Perciformes; Serranidae
Product: CREB-regulated transcription coactivator 2
Exons: 15
Biological process (GO): positive regulation of transcription by RNA polymerase II
Cellular component (GO): cytoplasm; nucleus
Molecular function (GO): cAMP response element binding protein binding
Source: RefSeq, a predicted model, not a curated record